GGAGACUAUAAAAGCGUCAGGAUGCUGACAGCAUCACUGCCAGAAGAUGUGGCUGCAUAACGGAACACUUCAGCUUGUAUGUCAUAUGUCAACCUUUUUGAAAGUAAAAUGCUAGUAAGUUAAUAAAUCAUGCAACUCUGAGGCUUGACUAACUACAGGACAAGGGGGAUUUAUGCAUCCACACCUGCGCACCACCUGGAAGUAAGUGAAAGAGUUGGAUAACACCGCCGCCAAUACAGAGAAGCGGUCUCUUGCGCAGCAGCAUGCAGAGCAACAGCAGCGCCUCCGGACCGCUGGCCGCUCUGUGCGGGGCAGAGGACGAGAGCGAGAUCUCCAAACUUGUGAGCCUUUCGGGAGCAGCCUCUAAUCUCGCAGCUUUUAACCUCUCACUGAACUGCUGGCUCCACAUCCUCUCCAAGGAGUCCUCGCUGGACCUGCACGCAGACAGCGCAAACCUGGCAGUACGAGUUGUCAUCGCCUUGGUGUACCUGGUGGUGUGUGUCCUGGGGCUUGUGGGUAACCUCCUGGCUCUGUUCCUGCUCCACUCGCGCCGCUGGGGCCAACACCACUCGUCUAUCGACUGCUUCGUGAUGAGCCUGGCGCUGACAGACCUCCAGUUCGUGCUCACCUUGCCCUUCUGGGCCGUGGACACCUUGCUGGACUUCCGCUGGCCAUUUGGCCGGGUCAUGUGCAAGAUCGUGAGCUCGGUCACCACCAUGAACAUGUACGCCAGCGUCUUCUUCCUCACCACCAUGAGCGUGACCCGCUACCACUCUCUGCUCACCUCGAUGAAGAUGAGCAGCCCCAAGGUCGCUAAUGCUCGUGCCAGGUGGGCCAGUUUAAUUAUUUGGGUGGUGUCACUGGUGGCUACGCUGCCUCAUGCUUUCUACUCCACCACAGUCCAGGUGUCUACAGAUGAAGAGCUGUGCUUAAUGCGCUUCUCUGACUCCGACUCAGGUCACUGGGAUCCUCAAGUCCUGCUUGGACUCUAUCAAACACAAAAGGUUCUCCUUGGAUUUGUAAUUCCCUUGACCGUGAUCUCUGUGUGCUACCUCCUUCUCCUGAGGUUCAUCCUGAGCCGACGCAUCGUAGGCAGCAUGGAGAGCGGGACCCUCACAGAGAGGUCAGAGUGUGAGAGAGGACGCCACCGCCGCCACCGCCGCCACCGCUCCAAAGUCACCCGCUCCGUUACAAUCGUAGUUCUGUCAUUCUUCAGCUGCUGGCUGCCUAACCAGGCUCUCACUCUGUGGGGGGUGCUGAUCAAAUUUGACUUGGUGCCCUUCACUAAAGCCUUCUACAACGUCCAGGCCUACGCCUUCCCCCUGACUGUGUGUUUAGCUCAUGCAAACAGCUGUCUCAACCCUGUGCUCUACUGCCUGAUCCGAAAAGAGUACAGAGCAGGACUGAAGGAGCUCCUGCUGAGCGUGUCCCGCUCCGUCCGAAAUGUUUUCAAUAGGGCUCUGAGAGGGAGGAGAGUGGAGGACAUCGUCAUGUGAUUAAUACAAUUCUUCGCUUGCUUGCUGAACGUUGAGAAAACUGAUACCAACCUCAUGUUUGUAAGCUUAAUAUGAUGCUACAGCCAGCAACUGGUUAACUCAGCUUGACACAAAGACACAUUUGGUCUCAUUUGGUCUCAUUUGGUCUCAUUUGGUCACUUAACCCUUGCAAAAACGAAGCGAAAAGAUGACAAUCUGUCCAAUUACUGUGACUGUGCAUUUUUGCCUCUCUCUCUGUGAACAAAGGCCACAGCUAAUCAUGUUCCCGUGUGACACUAUUGUGUCAUUAUUUUACAUUUGCACAGAAACCUGAACAGCAGGGUUAGGGUUAGGGUUAGUUAAUUAUUUCCGUUUUCCCACUUUGGAACUGAUCUCCUUCAUGACAACUACAUUCUUGGAAACGAUCAAACCCCUGAUUGAGCCCACUCUUAGUGACAAUGGCAGCAAACAAAAUACCAUGUGUUGUUUAAAAAAUGUUAACCUGUAAAGUUAUUUUUCUACUUUGCAUCUCAGACGCCUACAUAUGCCAUCAUUAGGACGGUAUGUUUGUUCAUUUUCACUAUUGAUGUGUUUAAUAUUUGUGUAAUUGUUGCUAAGUCAAUAAGGAUACAGUUAAAGCAUGAACCUGCCGUCUUUCGUGUCUCUCUGCCUUGCCGUGCCACCGUGAGUCGUUUUGUAACUGCCCAGAUGUAAUGUGACAUUAAAAAAAU
Trematomus bernacchii (emerald rockcod) is the source of this 2206-nucleotide messenger RNA. Its product is annotated as relaxin-3 receptor 1-like. Bases 264 to 1496 code for a protein of 410 amino acids. Gene Ontology annotation, molecular function: G protein-coupled receptor activity. The transcript has 3 exons. Gene Ontology annotation, biological process: immune response; G protein-coupled receptor signaling pathway. The record is from RefSeq and is a predicted model, not a curated record. Gene Ontology annotation, cellular component: membrane. NCBI's taxonomy places the organism in Eukaryota, Metazoa, Chordata, Actinopteri, Perciformes, Nototheniidae.